GCGCACUUAAUAUUUAUAAUUUUAGCGAAUAAAACACAAUAAAGUGAUUUUAAGCAGUAUUGCGUGUUUAUUGUGGAAAUGGAUCAAAUAAAAGGCUUAAUUAAGUCUUACGAAGACUGGGUGGCUAAAAACCCAAAUGUAAUUGGCGAUUUUGAGACGACAGCCAAGUGGGUGUCUUAUUUUAUAGCAGGCCGUAUUUCAAACUCCAAUGUAUUAUCCGAACUGGUUUACACGCUCUCCAAUAUUUUGGUAUUCUACAAUGACCAGAUUAUCAAGCGGGCACGUGGCGCCUGUGAAAGUGCGGUGCUCCAAAAGCAGUCUGGCCUUUGCUAUCGUCUAAAGGUCACACUGACGACGCUCGAAUACAGCGAAGUCUUUAUCGAGAUAUCAGCACGCCGCCUAUUCGGGCAGAGGGGCAAAUGGCUGAUUAUCGGGCUAAUACAACUCUUCAAGGCUGCUGGACGUUUGUUUAUACUAAAGCAUUCCACGAGCGAUAUUAUAUCAUCCCCGCCUAUACAAGCGUUAAAUCGACGUGCGCUUAGCAAACAAAGCCAAACAGCAGAACCCGAAGCUGAAAACUUGACACAAGCUGAGCAUUCCAUAACAUUUAAGCUCAAACGCUCUGGGCGACUUAUACGUAAGGUAGAGGGUGCGCCGCCCAUGCAAUAUAGGGACUUCAAUCUACAUGUGGAUAACGCUGAAGCGGCCAAGACACAGAUACCUCGAGAGUUAAUGCAGGCUGAAUAUUUGUAUAUUGCCAAACCACUCAUACAUUUGGCUUCCAUGGGAUUGUUUGGCCAACGUAGCUGGAAACAAUACAUGAUAGCCCUAUCCAUUGAUCUGUACAGCGUGCAUCUAUAUCGGCAGCAGCGCCACUUGAUGUCCAAGCAACAAAAAUUGGAGCUCAGUCGACGCAGCGUUAAUCUAAUUUAUUAUCUAGUGCGUUCGCCUUUCUACGAUAACUACAGCAAGUCGCGCAUUGAAAGAAUAUUGGGCUUUGUGGCAGACCAUGUGCCUAUUGCCAAAGUGAUAGCGGCGCCACUCAGGGAUUACGUACCAACGUGGCAGAGCACGUAUUUCUACUUGUGGUCUACCUAGGUGUUUCCAUUCUGUAUUCCAUUCUAGGCUAAGUUCUAAAGUCAUUUGGGUGUGAUCUAAUAUUUAUGCUUCUGUUCUGUUUGCAUGCAGAAUAAAGCAACAUGUGUUGUGUGUGUUUGUAUGGCUUUUCAUUUUUUAAAUUAUAUUUGGAACAAUAUUUGUACACAUACAUUAAA
Molecule: messenger RNA, 1274 nt
Organism: Drosophila busckii
Lineage: Eukaryota; Metazoa; Arthropoda; Insecta; Diptera; Drosophilidae
Gene: Pex16
Product: peroxisomal membrane protein PEX16
Exons: 2
Coding region: 79-1098 (339 amino acids)
Biological process (GO): peroxisome organization
Cellular component (GO): peroxisomal membrane
Source: RefSeq, a predicted model, not a curated record